AAACAAGUAAAAUGGGUGUGUCGCAAAAAUGGUUCAGAAUUCUUCGCGGAAGAUUCAUCAGAUCAUCCAACAAAGACAUCAUUCUCCCACGCACAAGUAUUUGCACUAACGAAUGCGAAGAAGCCAUACUCAGGAAUGAAGACUUCAGUUUCCCUACACAAACACCAACACCUGUUUCUGCAAUCACCAAGGAAGAUGUUGCGGCCAUUAAGAUCCAAGCUUUUUUCAGGGGACAUCUAGCAAGAAGAGCAUAUAAAGCAUUAAAAGGGCUAGUGAAGGUGCAAGCUUUGGUUCGUGGGGUGUGGGUGAGGAAACAAUCACGUAUAGCAAUGCAGUGUAUGCACGCACUUGUACGAUUACAAGUCAGGGUUCGUUCAAGGCAGCUACUCGGUAGCUUUGAUAAGAAAUCAACCAUCAACUGAUUUACACAGUAUAGUAUAAUAGUAAUAGACACGUACCCAAAUUCAUUCCUUGUUUUGUCCAAAGUUAAUUUUGGUUUAUCGUAUGUAGACAUUUACAAGAGUGAGUGUUUUUGAUUGACGAGGUUGGAUUUUGUUGUGUUGAUGAGUGCUUGCGUGGUAACUUUAAGUAGGAUCUGUAGAAAAGGUAAUAUUUUGUCACAGAAAAAUGAAGUGAAACUGCCCCGACCCCAUUUUCCUUAAGCAUGCACAAAAUUAACGUAAUCAGUCUUAAGUCUUAAGUUCUUGAGCUUCAUGUAGGUAGAGGUAAUGAGAUUUGGUGUA
Vigna angularis (adzuki bean) is the source of this 743-nucleotide messenger RNA. Its product is annotated as protein IQ-DOMAIN 20. The record is from RefSeq and is a predicted model, not a curated record. Gene Ontology annotation, molecular function: protein binding. The coding region runs from base 12 to 422 and encodes 136 amino acids. The transcript is spliced from 2 exons. Lineage: Eukaryota; Viridiplantae; Streptophyta; Magnoliopsida; Fabales; Fabaceae.